Messenger RNA from Microdochium trichocladiopsis, 1718 nucleotides. RefSeq names its product Zinc/iron permease. The coding region runs from base 197 to 1624 and encodes 475 amino acids. The record is from RefSeq and is a predicted model, not a curated record. Gene Ontology annotation, cellular component: plasma membrane. The transcript is spliced from 3 exons. Gene Ontology annotation, biological process: zinc ion transmembrane transport. Gene Ontology annotation, molecular function: zinc ion transmembrane transporter activity. NCBI's taxonomy places the organism in Eukaryota, Fungi, Ascomycota, Sordariomycetes, Xylariales, Microdochiaceae.
GCCCUGGCGGCCGCGUGUCCGGACCCAAGCCCGCCGUCAUCUUGCAAAGACAACCCUGAGGGCAGCAUCACUGCGUCGUUGCCUCCUCAAUCACCACCCUCUCUCGGCUCGCCAUGGUCUGCCCACAAGCUGCCCGUGAUUCCCCAUAGCAGAUCCUUCCUCCCCCUGGCUACGCUCGCCGCCGGCGCCCGCGACAAUGGCCCUCCCCGAAAUCGGCUCCGACCUCUCCGCCUGGGCUUCCUCCCUCCCGACCGAAUUCCUCCUCGCAGAACUGUCCCGGCGCCAAGAUGGCGACUCCGCGGGCGCGACCGACACAGCCGAGCCGCCGCAGCCGGCCUGUGGCACCAAAGAGCGCGGUGCAUACGACACGCCUUUGCAUGUCUUUGCACUCGUCUUGAUCCUCACAUUAAGUACCAUCGCUUGCGGAUUCCCCCUCUUCUCCCGGCGAUCCUCGAAAAGCCGGCGGACCAGCUACUUUGUCUUUCUGUGCCAACACUUCGGCACCGGCGUCCUCAUCGCGACCGCGUUCGUGCACCUGCUGCCGACAGCAUUCGUGUCCCUCACGAACCCCUGCCUCCCAUAUGCCUUCAGCGAGGGCUACCAGCCCAUGGCCGGCCUCGUCGCCAUGAUCUCGGCCAUGAGUGUCGUCGUUCUCGAGUCGUACCUGACCACCAGAGGCGCCUCGCAUCACCACCAUCACCAUGGCUGGGAAUCGGACGACGAGGACGUCAACAAUAAGUUUGGAAGUGAUCAAGGGCCUGGACUACCGAACGGCAACAACCACAAGACAAGCGGCCUUGCCGCGAGCAGAAACGCUAGUCAUAGACCGUCCGACAUUGCCAUGGGCGAUGUAGGCGCGAGCCAGGGUCUCAUGGCAGACGUGUCCCCCAUGCCCGGCAUGACUCCGGUAGUCGACACAACGCCAGCGAGUCCGGGCGACCCCCAUAGAGCCAAACUCCAGACCGACAGCGACAGCGAAGACGACGAUCUCGACCUCGACAUGGACGAGCUCGACCCGACGACCGCAGAAGAGUCACGAUCCCUCGCGCCGCAGGCUGCUGGUGCCGCCCGGCAACGACGACACGACGACCAGCACGACAUUGCCGCACAAGGCCCGAGCUCUCCCGAGGAGCAGAAGCGGCUCAUGCUGCAGUGCAUGCUCCUCGAAGCCGGCAUCCUGUUCCACAGCGUCUUCAUCGGCAUGGCCGUCUCCGUCGCUACGGGCCCUCCCUUUGUCGUCUUCCUCACGGCCAUCGCCUUCCACCAGACCUUUGAGGGGCUGGCGCUCGGCUCCCGCAUCGCGGCCAUCAACUUCCCCCGCUCCUCCGUCCGGCCGUGGCUCAUGGUCCUCGCGUACGGCUGCACCACGCCCCUCGGCCAGGCCAUCGGGCUCGCCGUGCACACGCUGUACGACCCGAUGAGCCAGACCGGCUUGCUGGUGGUGGGCUUCAUGAACGCAAUCUCGAGCGGGCUGCUGCUCUUUGCAGGCCUCGUGCAGCUCCUCGCAGAGGACUUCCUGACGGAGAAGAGCUACAGAUCGCUGAAGGGCAAAGAGCGACUGCGCGCUGGUGGCGCGGUGCUCGCCGGUGCGAUGCUCAUGGCCCUUGUCGGUGCUUUCGCCUAGGCGACAUCGUGUGCCUCAAGAUUGUUCCAUUGUCUAUAAGAAUGUCUGCUAGUAUAUAUGCAAUUUGAAGGCUCAAGAUUUUGACAACACACAG